Messenger RNA from Durusdinium trenchii, 3012 nucleotides. Lineage: Eukaryota; Dinophyceae; Suessiales; Symbiodiniaceae. The record is from the annotation of a GenBank genome assembly.
UUUGUUGGUCGCUCAAAUGCUUUUACAAGACUGAUGAUGGGUGACUGGCCAUGGCUGAGUGCUGCGAGUAGCUAGCUUCAGCAUCCAUUCGAACCUGGUGGAAUGGAGGAGACGUCGCCACCGCUCUCGACGUCCCGCCCACGAGAGAGGAUGCACUCACGCGGGAGCAAACGCUCAAGACGGAGCUCAUUGAGGCAGUUGGGAAAUCUGGUCUUCGGGGAAAGCAGAGGAGGGCUUUGGUCUGGCAGAAAUUCGCAAGCAUCUGCCGGAUCGAGCCAAUUGACAACUGCUGGGUCUUUGAUCUUGCGGGAAUCAAGUACCGGCGAUCUGCAAGAGACUGAGAAGGCGCAUUGCAUCAUGGCUAGAUACUACAAAGUGCCUCCACACAUCCUGAAGAGAGGCUUUUCAAGGUUGGAGAUGCGUUUUUCUCCAGACUCCGCUGGGGAGAUCCGAGCUUCACUGAUCUUGACGACCCUGAGCAUCUUCGAUCAGUAUUUCCGGACGGGCAGAACAAAAGCGGAAAGGAAAUACAUCGUGGAGAGCCUUGAGACAUCCAUCUCUGACUUUACGAAGAAAAAAUGGAAUGCCGAUGUUCUGUUCAACGCCUUCUGCGUCAGGAUGAACAUGUGCGAACGGAUCUACUUUACGGUGGAUGUCAGCGGAACCUCCAACCUAUUUUCACGAUUCGUGAGUGCCUUCAUGGUUGCAACCAUUCUUAUCAGCAUUGCUAUUUGGAUGGCUGGCACCAUACCUCUCUAUACCGUGGUCCAAUGCAGCACGUGCGAACCGGUCCCGCUUCCCUGGAUGCAGGUGGUGGACGAGGUGUGUGUCAUUAUUUUUACAACAGAAUUCCUUAUCAGGAUGCUAACAGCACCUUUUGCACGAGCAAAACUGUUGCAAGCACGCUUCUUGUUGAAAUUGCUCUUCGAGCGGGACAUCAAGACCGCUGAGAAGGCCAGCAUGGAACGGGAGCAGAACGAAGAUGAAUAUCUUGAAGAGGAAGAAGUCGCUCAAGCUCAACGAUUUGUUUGGGUCUCAAAUUGGUGCAGCUUUUGGCGGCAACCCAAUGUGAUUGUGGACCUCUUCACGAUUUUGCCUUAUUGGGUGGAGGUCGUGUUUGCCACGUCAGCUGACCAAAAUUUCAUUUGGCUCCGCUUAUUUAGAUUGCUGCGCGUCAGCCGCAUUUUUAAGCUGAUGCAGCUGGUCAACUCGGAUUUGUGGCAGCUAAGCGAUGCGCAGCAUCUUCUAUAUAAUGUCAUGCUACAGGCAGCGCCAGCCUUUGCAAUCACCGCAGCUUUGCUGGGCUUUGCCCUGCUAGUCUUUAGCUCUUUGAUGUUUGUAGCUGAACGUGGUGAUUGGUAUCCACAGCUUGUAGUGGAGGCGAUGGCCGACAACGCCACGGAGCUUCAAAAUGCCAAAGCAGUGCUAUACAAGGCACAACAGAAUGGUGGGGUGUUUCUCCGCAGACUGCCCAACGGCUACCUGGAGAUGACACCCUUCAUCAGCAUUGUGGCCUGUUGGUGGUGGACUCUGGUGAGAGCGGCAUGUGUUGAUCGGGAGACAGAUUGAAGAUGCCUAAAGGCCUUGUCAAUGAUAGGCUUAUAUUGUUAUUCUUGAAAGGUUUUGGCUUGUGGUUGUUUCAUGUUUCUGCAUGUUGGUUCAAGCCCUUUACGUUUCCAUCCAUUACUGGUGCCUUCUUCCCGAAGCAGGCGGCCUGAAGCGCCCGAUGGCUCGCUGGGCGCUCCUUGCCUUGUUGCCAACUGCACUGGCAGACCUGGAGACAGCUCUGGCUCAGGAAGAAUGCACUGAUCCAGACACCUGCUCCUUGCAGCUGCUGCAUGUCAGAGGGAACAAGACUGAGAGUGAUCUGAAAGCUGAUUACCAACCUGGAAGAGAGACAGGAGUCUCCUGCAUGUGGUCGAACUGCGAAGACAAGCUUGGCCUCGUGGAAUGCCACCACUGGCGGUGUGUUUGUUUGCCCACGGCGAAGUGGAGUUCCGAGCUCUUGACCUGUGUCAAGGCUGAAGAGCCUGCUGAAGGGCAAGACACAGGUGGCUCUUGUGGCUGGUUCGCCUGCAGCAAGACCCGGGGUCCUACCAGGUGUGAGCGGGGCAAAUGCCAAUGCACAGAUGGCUAUGUAUCCUUUGGCGGCAAGUGCUACCAAACCACCACCACCACAACAUCCCAGACAGAGACCUGGCCCGAUGCGGUGAUUUCUGCUCCCGUGCCCGUGCCGCCUCCGGCACCCAAGCAGCCGCCGCCGAAGCAAAUCUCGGAUGGAGCCAACAGCGCCAGCGGCGCCAGCGACAGCUCCAGUUCGGCCUGCGAGAAAUCGCCUGGCUGCAAAGCGCUGGGUCUCCAUGGCAUGUGCUGCCCCAAUCCUGGAGGCGUUAUGCUGGGGUGCUGCGGACAGUCUGCGGCAGCGGCCAGCACACAAGCGCCAACAGCAGAAGCUGCUUGCGACAAAGCGCCGAAGUGUGCCGAGUUGGGUUUGCAAGGUCAGUGCUGUCCCAACCCCUCGGGUGUCCGCCUCGGCUGCUGCCCCUGAUGCUCAGCAAAGACUGCAGCGUCAUGAGGAAGGUAUAGAAGGUCAUCGUCCAGAGACCGAACGACGGAGCGUUGGAGGUAAAAAGCAAGGUUUUUGGGUUCCGGAUUCUUUUUGGAUGACCUUGAUGGUAUAGUGAUGUUGAUGGUAGCAACUAUGCAUUAGUCGAUGCGAUGAUGAGUUUGUUGAGCAUUGCUUGCGUGAUUCAAAGAGUUUGGUAAUGAACAAUUAUGGGCCAGGCCAGUCUAUAUAACACGAGAAGAAUUAUGUGCUGCCCACAACUCUUAUGACGUUCAGGGUCUUUCAAGGUAUGUCUCGCAUCGGAGAAAUCACGAGACUAGCAGAUACACGCGAUGAAACGAAGGUGAGGAAACACACAACGUGGCUGUCAAGCCCACGGCAGACAAGCCCGAGACAGCUCUGUCGUUGCGGACACACACACACACAAGUGUUGUGAUUGAUUUAUG